This is a messenger RNA of Xiphophorus hellerii (green swordtail), 3809 nucleotides long. RefSeq names its product solute carrier family 7 member 2 (gene slc7a2). The transcript has 12 exons. Gene Ontology annotation, molecular function: L-lysine transmembrane transporter activity; L-ornithine transmembrane transporter activity; L-arginine transmembrane transporter activity. Gene Ontology annotation, biological process: L-arginine import across plasma membrane; L-ornithine transmembrane transport. The record is from RefSeq and is a predicted model, not a curated record. Gene Ontology annotation, cellular component: plasma membrane. Lineage: Eukaryota; Metazoa; Chordata; Actinopteri; Cyprinodontiformes; Poeciliidae. The coding region runs from base 187 to 2154 and encodes 655 amino acids.
GGAGGAGGAGUGAAACAGACUUGCUCUGUACUGUUCAUGUUCUCGCACAGUGUUGUUCAGCGGCUCGUCAGAUCACAACGAGCUCUCUGACUUGUACCUGUGUGCAGCUCAUCUCACCUGGGGAAGGGUUUUUUUUAGUUUUAUUCCUGAACCUGGAAGCUGUUGCUCUACCUCUAAGGUGACAACAUGCUGAAGCAAGUCGUUUCGUUCAGCCGCUCCUUGGUGCGCAGGAAAGUGGUGGACAUGAACAGCUUGGAGGACUCCAAGCUGUGCCGCUGCCUGGGAACCGUAGACCUCAUUGCCCUGGGGGUGGGCAGCACCCUGGGGGCCGGGGUCUACGUGUUGGCCGGAGAGGUGGCCAAGGGAGACUCGGGCCCCAGCAUCGUCAUCUCCUUCCUCAUCGCCGCCCUGGCCUCCGUCAUGGCCGGCCUGUGCUACGCUGAGUUCGGGGCCCGCGUCCCCAAGACCGGCUCCGCUUAUCUCUACAGCUACGUGACGGUGGGGGAGAUCUAUGCCUUCAUUACUGGCUGGAACUUAAUCCUCUCUUACGUUAUUGGUACGUCCUCGGUUGCCAGAGCUUGGAGCGGCACGUUUGACGAGAUGACUGGCGGACACAUCGAGGUUUUCUGCAAAACCUACUUCAGCAUGAACUUUCCUGGCUUGGCUCCGUAUCCGGACUUCUUUGCCGUGUGCCUCAUUCUGCUGCUCUCUGGGCUCUUGUCUUUUGGAGUGAAGGAAUCAGCCUGGGUCAACAAGGUCUUCACUUCAAUCAACGUGCUCGUCCUCUUGUUUGUCAUCAUUUCUGGCUUCGUCAAAGGGGACACACACAACUGGAAGAUAACCGAAGAAUCUCUCGUCAAUAUCACGAUAGUCACAAGGAACUUGUCGGCAACGGCCAACGUGAGCAGUGACUAUGGCGUUGGCGGCUUCAUGCCCUACGGCUUCAGCGGGACGUUGGCCGGAGCUGCCACCUGCUUCUACGCUUUCGUCGGAUUUGACUGCAUCGCAACAACAGGAGAGGAGGUGAAGAACCCCCAGCGGGCCAUUCCCAUCGGCAUCGUGGUGUCACUGACUGUAUGCUUCCUGGCGUACUUCGGCGUCUCUGCUGCGCUCACUCUGAUGAUGCCCUAUCACCUGCUGGAUGAGAAAAGCCCCCUCCCCAUGGCCUUUGAAUAUGUGGGCUGGGGGCCUGCCAAAUAUGUGGUUGCUGUGGGUUCACUAUGUGCCCUGUCUACAAGUCUGCUGGGCUCCAUUUUCCCCAUGCCUCGUGUAAUCUAUGCUAUGGCAGAGGAUGGGGUGCUUUUCAAAGCCUUAGCCCGAAUCAAUCCUAAGACGAAGACCCCAGUUAUUGCCACUAUGAGCUCCGGUGUAGUUGCAGCCAUCAUGGCCUUCUUGUUCGACCUUAAGGCCCUGGUGGACAUGAUGUCUAUUGGAACUCUGCUGGCCUACACGCUGGUUGCCGUCUGCGUGCUCGUUCUCAGGUACCAGCCAGAUGGAGAUCUGGGGAGGCAGCCAGGGAAAGGUGAGAAGGACUGCUUAGCAUCUCAAGAGUCCGAACUGACAGAGUCAGAGUCCCACCUGAACAUGCUGAACGGUGGUAACUCCAUCCUUCAGACUGUCCUCCACCCUCCCCUCUUACCGUCUGAGAAGUCGUCUUCUGUGGUCAACAUGUCCAUCGGUGUCCUGGUGAUUACAGUGUGUGUCAUCAGCUAUCUCACCACCUACCACUUUAACUCAGUCGUUGGUUUGGAAGUGUGGAUGUUGGCGUUGCUGUCCGUGUGUCUCCUUGUCUUCAGCUCCUGCGUGUUCAUGGUCUGCAGGCAGCCGCAGACCACCAAGAAGGUCUCCUUCAUGGUACCCCUCCUGCCUUUCCUGCCAAUUCUGAGUAUAUUUGUUAAUGUUUACCUCAUGGUCCAGCUGAGUGGAGACACCUGGAUACGUUUCUCUGUCUGGAUGGCCGCAGGCUUCUUGAUCUACUUCGGCUAUGGUAUUUGGCACAGCGCCGAGCGACAGCGCCACCGCCAUGACGCGCACGGCAACGGCGGCGCAAACCAGCUGAGCAUGAAAGCCGUCCAGGACAAGCAGGUCGAGACAAACGAGGCGGGAAAGGAGCAGGAGCGCUUCAUCGGCCCGGACAAAACCAGCCAGUGUUAAAAGCUUACGGACUGUUUCACAGGCAGCAGAUGCAAAAAAAACAAAACAAAACAACAACAAAAAAAAAGGCACUCAGCGACUCAAGCCUCGACACACCCGUACGUAGCGGCUCCUUCGUGUGUACGAAUCUCACUACAGCACCUUCGGUCUGCUAAUGCAGUGUCAGUAUUCUGGUGAGGAGUUGCUCCGUCUCUGCGACCACAAAGACGUAGAUCCCAGAGCGCUCUCUGGACGGCAUGGAGGGGGGAAAAAAACAAAAACAAAAACAAAAACAGGACAGGUAACACACUGGAGAGCGAAUUCAGAUGAGGAAGCAGCCGUGGUAGGGCUGCGGCAAACACACACGGCCUCCUGAGGGACUGGAGGUUACGGUGUGUAAAGCACAUUUUUUUUUCCCGUGAUGUACAAACACUUGUGAGAAGCUCUUUUCAGUUUUUCUUUUCUGACUACGUGUUCUGUGUCUUCGACAGUUUGUGCUUGUAAUUAUGAAAAUGUCAGUAGGAAACCCUCGACACGCGUUGACCUGCAGUGGAUCUCAUAGUUGCUCGAACGACUGAAAGGCUGGAUUGUUUUUAAUGGCAAUGUCCAGACUUUUUUAACCAACGUUGCGGUGAUAUUUCCUGCAUAGUUCCAGCAAAAGACGAAUCUGUUGGGAAGGAAGAUAACUGUGUGCGCAGCCGGAGUGAAGCUGGCAGCACGUUUUGUUUGAAAGGCACCAAGAUUAAUUGUAAAAUUAGGCACGACGUGUAUAUAAGUACAAUCACAACGAGAGAAUACAGUGGUAAGAAGAAUCGCACAAUAACACAAUGCUAAAAUAAUAAGCAAGAAUAAAAACAACAAGGAAGACAAAUCAGCAUCUCAAGUGGUGUCAAAGGUCAGACCAAAGAGACGGGUUGUAAGAAGUGACAGAAAACCACAGAGGAAGAAGAGGGCGGUCUGAUCAUAAAAUCUCAAAUUGUACAGUUGCAUUAAAGGGUGAGAAAAGUUUUGAAAUGAUUGAUCUGCAUCUGAUUUUUUUUUUUUUGGAUCACUGCACACUCUGGAGAGCCACUGUAUGUGCAAAGUGUCAAUUAGCCGAGUCAUGACUGACUGUAGCGGAGGUAGUGCGGGAAAACAUUAAUCCUUGAGAGUAUUCAGUUUAAAUCUUCCCUGUAGUAACUAAAGUCUCUGUAGCUGUGGUUUUAUUAAGCACAGGUUGGCUGGGUUUAUUAUUAUUAUUGUUGUUGCUUCAGUUUGUGUCGACUAUGAACUGUUAUGAUCAGAAAAGGAGUGUGACGUGAAGGUUUUAUGAAAAUGUGUGGUUUUGUUUCAUGCUAUCCCACUACGACAUGCUGUAUUCUUCUUCCAGGCUGAUAUUUUGUGCUAUUUUAUACAACCUAGAGUAGUAGGUGAAUGAAAAUAUUAUCUUCAUUUUCAGUCUGUUAUUACAGCCGAACUCUCGUCAUAACGGCCUUAAAGCUUUUCUCUGGGAUGAAGAGGAAGGUUUGUUAGAUUUAAUGUUGUUGUGUUUUUUUUUCUGCUCUUUUUAACGCCUUCUGUUGUGGUGAGGCAGGUUUAGCUGAUGAUAAUGUGCAACAGCUUACCUGCGCUGUCAGUAUUUUUUAAUUUUUAUGUUGACGAAAUACAAAAUUAAAGAAGAGGUGAAACACACUGAA